Messenger RNA from Paramuricea clavata, 9751 nucleotides. Lineage: Eukaryota; Metazoa; Cnidaria; Anthozoa; Malacalcyonacea; Plexauridae. The record is from the annotation of a GenBank genome assembly.
CGAUCUUUCUUAAAUUUUAGCAAUCCAUGUGUUUGAAACAGCAUCUGGAAAACCAAUGGGCGAUGGGAAGCCUGUCCAACAUUCGGUAAUUGUGUUAGCAUUUAAGUUAGCCUGAAAACGGACCUACAUCAAAAUCAACCCACGAGUCUUCUGAGUAGUUUUUAAUCCUGUGCAGUAAUAUGUGCAUAAAUUGUCUCUUUCGGUAAUUGUCUUUCUGUCUGUCAGUUCCCACGCCCUUUUCUACCCAUCCAAACUCUUCGCAGUUUGGCGUGCACAAUACUUGGCCUGCACAAUACUUGGAAACUAUUUUGUUUGAUAUUUGGAAAGGAAAAUAUAGAACCUCCAUGGUAGGAGGUUGUCUCUGUUAUAGGUGUGUUGAUAUAUUCAUGCGGCAUUUAUUAUCAUUGAUUUUAUUCAUUAUUUAACUCACCGUUUUGUUCUUUGGUUAGCACGAAGUCCUGGAAAUUGCUGUGAACCAAUUUGGACCAAUCAACAAUCGUCAACUUGCGUUAAUUGAUAAGAAUCGUGAUCUCUUUAUCACCGCAGUACAACGUUUUGGCUCUGCACCAAGAAGAGCGAAGCUGGGUUAGUCUUUUUAAUAAACUGCAAUCUCUAGUUAUAUUAGGUAGCUCUAUCACUCUAGAGGUUCAGUAAUGACAAGACCAUACUGGCCCAGUGUUAGUAUACAGGAGAAAAUCCACUAAAAGUAAACUAACUUUAUUCAUAGCGGAUACCAGUACAACCUCGUUCCCAGGGUUGAUACCAGUAAGGGCAUCCCUUAUUUGUCCAGUGUCACUAUACAGUAGGAGCAAACUGAAUGGACCUAUUCCCUAAUGAACAAAAUUUUGAUCUAGACAAGUCUGGACAAACAUUUCAGUAUUUCACCACAGCUUGAAAGAGCAUCACAAAAUUGCGGAUAAUAUAUGUAGCACUGCGAAGUUUGCCGUUUUUCAGUCAUUUUGUUUUACGCACGGGAAAUUGAUACCGCUUUCUGAAAAAAAGUUAUCAAUUUCCCGUGCGUAAUACAAAAUGACUGAAAAACGGUAAACUUCGCAUUGCUAUAUUAUCCACAUUUUACAACAAUUCGCAACGAAACUUCGGAAUAUUACUAAUUUUGUGAUGCUCUUUCAAGCCGUGAUAAAAUUUUUGUCUAGACUUGUCUAGAUCAAAAUUUUGUUCAUUAGGGAAUAAGUCCAUUACCAAGGGAAAACAUGUGGAAGGUGAAAUGAGAAUUACGUGCAUAAAAGCUGCUGGAAUCAAACUUCGUGUAAAAACCACAGUACCACUACCAUUACCCUUGUGUGUUCAAUAUUGUGUGCCGUUUAAUCUACUAUAGUUUACACAUACUGUAGUCAAUAUUAAUCUGAGAUUCUGUUUAUGCGGUUUAUAUACUUUUCCCACGAGCUAAUCUUCAGUUUUGAAAAACCAUAAAGAAUGUCUGUUUUAAGAAUUAUGUUUUAAAAUAUUUCCUGAACAGGAACCAUGGUGACGUCAAUGUCGUGGAAUGAUUCGUCAAACAUGUUAGCUGCAUUUCAAGAUGGCGUCUUUACUGUAUGGUGUUAUCCUGAAGCUGUUCUUGUUGAUCAAGAUAGUUUGAAUGAGACAUUAAUAACCAAAGACUCUAGGUAAUUAUCUUGCAUGUUUUCAAUGUCAAGGAAAUGUUCAAGUUACAAAAUUAUAAUAUUACAAAAAUCUCGUUUCCAUUUAGCUAUCCCGACCACAUCAACAUGUAGUGUUGAUUUCUACAACCUGUAAGGCUGAUUUGCAUACAGCACACAAAAUACAAGAAAGACGCAGUUAGUUUUUGCAUUAGUUAAUUUUUGGGAAAAUAUUUUGUCGUCUCAUUUCACGAGUGGUACAUUUUCGUAAAAAAAUGUAUUGCCAAGAAGUAACUGAUUGUCAAAAACCGCGUCUCACGGUUUAGUGAAUAUUAAAAUGUAUAACAAAAUGAAUAUUUUGCGUCAGCAGUGCACAUACACCGCGGUAGCGUAAAACCCAUUUUCCUUUAGGCGAAUUUGUUCUCGCGAAGUGAAGCCAAACACAAAUUUGGGCAUUGUGGUAGGAUCGUUUCCUACAUUUCCGCGGCGAAUUUUUCCGCCAACCAAUCGGCGAAAACGGCGUGAAACAGUCUUAAGCUUUAUACCUUUAACUAAUGUAUAAACUAUGAACUACUAUGAACUGCUAGCCGAGCGACUGUAUUUUCAUGGCGUCCCGUACAGCUAUUAGUAUCCAGUUUUUGAUAUAUAUAGCUUCUUUGCGUACUUAUAAUGUAGAAUAAUGAAAAAAAAUUUUCAAACUCAAAUUUUGCAAACCAGAGGGGUGUGUCUUUUCCAACAAACUAAAAAUGGCUUGCACACGAGAUUUAAAAGCUUUAAUCGUAUUUUGAGUUAAUGGGUGAAACAUGUGUUUGGUGUUUAAUUGCUGCACGAAAUUUCAGACAAUUUGCUUCAGUUUCCUAAAAAAUCGCCUUUUGCAUGCUUAAUUAAUGCAUUUGCCUAAUUUGCAUAUUGCAGCAAUCUCGUACCCAGACUCCCAGAGUAUGCCCGUUCGUUGGAAAAGAAACACCCCCUGGUUUACAAAAUUUGAGUUCGAGUAUUUUUUUUCAUUAUUCUUCACAUUAUGGGUACUCAAGGAAUCUAUAUAUUAUAACAAAAACUUGAUACCACGAGUUUUGCGAAAUUGAGAGCAAUUUCAAAUCUGUUCAGUUCUUUUUUAUACACACUGUAUAUUCAUCAUUCACAGGAGCACAAACUGAAGAUAUUAUGAGAUUUUGUACUCAGCAAUGUGUGACUAUACCCACAAGUGUGCACAAAUUUUAUUACGUUCUGUACAUCGUAUAUUUAUCAAUUAUUUUUAUCUCUAUUCGGCUCUAGUGAUUUUGGCAAGAAUCCUCACAUUGCUAGUUUCCUCGGCAAUGUUUGUUCAAUGAGACGAGCUGAUGGAUCAUUAUGCAGUACUGUGUAAGUAUGCAACAAGUUUCCAACAACCAAAGUUGUUUCCUGUGGUUUCGCCUAAGUUGUUUCCUGGAUAGACCUAGAAAUUUCUUUGUAUCACGAUUUUGGGCAUAUUGCUAAGGUUUUUAUAGAUGGAAAUCUGGAGCUGUAGAUUGUAUACAAUAUUCAGACCUAACCAGGAAACUGUGAAAAAUGCACCUAUAACACCCGUAUUCUAAAAGCUCACACUCAAUGAGUGGAAGUUCAAUCUGAGCUUCUCUUGAGUGUCAAUGCUGUUUUUGAAUAGUGUCGUCCCUACGUCGACUACUCACCCUCCAGUUAUUCAAAAACAGCAUUGACACUCAACAGAAGCUCAGAUGGAACUUCCACUCAUAGAGUGUGAGUGUGAGUGUAAAUGUGAGUGUGAGUGAGUGUAAAUGUGAGUGUGAGUGAGUGUGAGUGAGCUUUAGAAUACAGGCGUAAGUCAUCUGGCAGACCUGACCUACUGCAGUGUUGCAGUUAUCACAGCUGUUUCUGGUUAGUCUGAAUAUACAAUCUACCUUCGAAAUUUCCAUCUACCAAAUCCCUUGCACAUAUCUUUGUGCACUAUAUUUUGAGUAGUUUACGAAAUUAUUUUAUUGAUUCUACAGUAUCUCACCUUAUCCUAUGAUGUUACAUAAAUAUACCACUGAAUCGAAGUGGCCAGAUGCUGUUCGUCUCUGUAGAUUUGUUAAGGUGAGGAUAUUAUCUUCAUAACUUGCUCGUACUCUAUCUCGACUGUAUAGAAUGAUGUACCGUCACUAUGCUGUGCAUAGACUGCUCAUAAAUUAUCAUUUAUUAAGUGUGAUUUUGUAAGGCUAAUUGAAAGGCAAGAAAGAUGACAAGUUGGGUAACACAACACGAAAGGUGCCUCACCCCACUACAUAGGACUUUGUAUAUAAUCUUUUUAAUUUCUUGAUCCAGGACAAAACUCUUUGGGCAUGUCUUGCAACAAUGGCAGCUUAUGGCAAGGAAUUAAACACGGCUGAGAUCGCUUAUGCUGCUAUUGACGAGGUAUGUUUCCUAUGUAAAUUCCUCACCAGAAACAAUUUACCGUGUGUUGGUUAUUUAAAAAAAUAUAAAAUAUAUUUGCUGGUCGUUGACUCGCAUGGAUUGCAUUGUACAUGUGUAUAUAAGCUGUUUAUUGAAUUCUUGUCAACAUUUUGUUGGCAUCUCACUCAAUUGAAUAUUAGUUGAAGGGGAUUGUAGAUGGAAUUAAUUAUCAACUGGCAAUCACCUGAAGUUACAUUUUCGCUUCUAUUCCUGGUUAUUGUAUAUAAAUUUCCACCCGAUAAUUUCCAUCUGCAAUACCCUUCAAUUAAUAUUCAAUCCAACAAAAUUUUGAUAUUUACACAUAACCUACUGUACACAUGGCAGUCCUCUAGUAUAUAUAUACAUGAACUUGUGGUUAGAGCUCGACAACUUGCCUCUGUAGCUCAAUUGCUUAGUUAGAGCGUUGCACCGGAAUCGCAGGGUCGCAGGUUCGAUUCCUGUCAGGGACCUAAAGUUGUAUUUUUCGCUUCUGUUCCUGGCUAGGUCUAAUAAAUGUAUUUAAAUUUCCACUCGACAAUUUCCAUCUACAAUAUUGAAUUCUUGUCUGCCAACAAUCAAAUGACAUUUGCAAUAACUUUUUUUAAAUCCUCGAUGAAUUUGGAAAUUUAGUGCGUCGAGUUUUUCGUGUAUUUCCAAAUCCAGUCGUUCUGUUUUAGUUUGGUAGGAGAAAUUCAACAGAAUCCAAAGAAUACUGUAAUAUUUCCCCAUUUAUUUUAUAACAUGAAUAAAUGUUGACUGACUAUUCAAAUAGAUUCGACUGUGAAAUCCCUCAUAAUUUCCCGGCAACGUUUUAAAUUAACCUUUGUUGUACAAUAGGCUGACAAAGUACCAUAUAUCCACGUUAAUUCACAUGAAAUGAAUUUUUGUUGUAAUGUAGGCUGACAAAGUUCAGUAUAUCAACCAUGUUAAAGAAAUCCCGACUAAAGAAGGACGAAAUGCCGCCAUGGCGCUAUUUUGUCAACAAAUUCAAGAAGCAGAGGUCAUUUUACUGCAAGCUGGUUUGAUAUUCCGAGCCAUUCAGAUGCAUAUUGAUCUUUUUAACUGGGACAGGUAAAAAAUACUUCAAUUACAUUAAUUUGCCUCCCGGCUUUGCUUCCGACUCAGUCAACACUCUUAAAGAUCAGUUCAAACGAAUUCAACAAUGUUGGCCCAAUCUCAUGCAACAAUGUUGAAUUAUUUGAUUUAAACUCUUUAUUUUUCAAAUCUUUUUCAUGAUUUAUCCAAAUUGAAACCUUUGUUAAAAUUUAAGCUAUUUAAUAUAACAUUAUUUGAAAAUUGUUGGAUGGUGUUUGAGUAGGUUCCGUUUGAACAGUACAGUACAAUGUACAUUAUUUUCAGACAUCACAAUUAUCUAAAGUUUUUGGUUAUAAAAUUAAAUUGGGAACGUUUAUGUCUGAACUGCGAUACUCAGUUAUGAUCGUACCUUGCAUGCUUUAUAUGUAAAAAUAGGUACGCCAAGCGCACAUGUAUCUGUUCCAUAUGUUGUUGCAUCCUCGUACACGGGGUCUGGGUACGAGGUUGAUGUUGUUGUAAACAGUAUACUGUUAGAUUGAUAGCUUCAAAGAGUGAAUAGGGACAGAAUAUCAUUUUACGAUGUUUGCUGAGUUUAAAAGUGUAAUUGUUGUGAGACAUAUAACAGCGAUAGAAUAGUGUCAUUGCCAAUAUUUAACAAUUAUUCGCCGAAGGCGAGGUGAUUAUCAGGGAAUAUUCGCCGAGACGAAGUCGAGGUGAAUAUUCCCCAAUAAUCACCGAGCCUGAGGCGAAUAAUUGUUUUAGUAUUUUUGCACAAGUUUUUUCGUGUUUUUCUGGUCUGAAUUCAUUUUAAUUUCGCUUAUUUCUUUAUCACUAACUUCAACAAAACGGCUAGCCGCCAUUUUGAAAAUUUCGAUUUUGUUAUAUUCACCUGUAGGUGAAUAUAACAGAUUAAUACGUCAAAUUUGACCAAUCACCUUGUAGGAUUUGUUAUGUUCACUUGUGCAAAAAUACUAAAAUAAAUUACUGUACCUGGAUGUAUAUACAGUUACAGCUUAUGGAAAAUUGCAAGAGUUGCUUUUCUGAAAGGCAAUGUCACAUUUCUGAUAGACAAUGUCACAAUGAUACAAUUAAACGUUGGCCCGUGUGCUGUAAUAUCGAGUAAAGCCUAGCAUGUAAAUAACGUGCACCUGGCUGUUAUUCGCAGAAUAGUAUAAGAAGGUUAGGGAACUCGAUGCAGACAUAAUAGACCUCAUUACCUUUGUUUUUGUCUUGGUUCAUACAAGAAAUGGUUAUUAUCACGCAUGUACUGUAUUUCGCUAGAGCAACCAAUAGCUAUGUUUUCAUGUAAGUUGUAACCAUUGUGUAAUAUCACAACUGGGUAAUUAUACCAACGCACUGCUAUUGGUUCGUAAUUGGGCGAAAAACAAUACAUACGUGACAAUGAACCGACCAUUUCUUGCAUUAACCAAGACAAAAACAUAGAUGAGGUAUGUCUGCAUCGAGUUUCCUAACCUUCUUAUUCUGUUGACCAUGUUCGCAGGUUACACGUAAUUAAGGCAUACACAGGUUCAGAGUAGUCGAAGCAUAGAUAACUCAGACCAUAGCCUAUCGAAGGGAAGAUGGCUGUGAAACUCAUUAAAAUAACAAUAUAACUCAUUAUCUAAAUUCAUAAAUCUGGUCGUUUCACCGUCACGUGUGUAUUGUAUUUUUACCAAAUCCACCAAUAGCAAUUUCCAAUUUCCCUAUUGUUCGAGUCACGGAUAGGUGACUUUCGUAAAACAUUCCUAUUGGUUAGUUGGGCAAAAAUACAAUACAUACGCAGGGUGCGAUAAUUCAAUAUUUUUAGCCGUACCUGACUGGUACUCCGACAACUUUUGCCGCGUACCUGGUCUGGUACAAACUUAAGAGUCAAGACGUACCUAAGACUACUUUCGAGUCAUGCGUUUUUAUACCUAUAGUUUACUGGUUCCGGUUUCAUAUUGCGAAAAAAUUAGGGUAGGUAGGUCGGAAAUAAAAAUUUUUAAUAUUGUUUUCAUGGUUUUGGCAUUAUCGGCGUUUGACGAUAACGAUUUUAAAAUCGCUCACCCGAGCGAUUGUUUUUCAGUCGGACGAUGACGAUAAAUUUUUUGAUCAAGCGCAAUUUUAUUCAAGCGCAAUUUUAUUCAAGCGCAACUUUAUUCAAUAAUUUUUAAAUAUUUUAUCUAAUUUUAUCAAUUUAAUGCACGGCACUCAUGAAAAACAGGUAGUUUUGUAAAUAUGUAUAGUAUAAUUUAUCAUAUAUCUAAUUUCCUUUGUUACUUUAUCAUAAGUGUGUAAAAUCCUGAUGAGUCCACCGUGACUAAAUAAAGUUCACAAUACAAUACAAAGAUAACCUUUUGGCUUUUUUCAUCCCAAAAUAUGUCGGAUGCGUGGAAUUUACAUGUACAGCUAAAGUUCUUCACGGUUUUGAAUACUUUGGCAGGUUUGCUAGUUAUUGCUAGAUGGAAAAUAUAAGUACGCGAAUAGCAAAGUUCCGCGUACCUACGUGGUACUUGCCUAAAAACAAAGAAGUACCAGACCAUAAAUUUGGCGUACCUCCGGUACGUUGGUACGCGAAUUAUCGCACCCGGCAUACGUGACGGUGAAGGACCAGAUUUAUGAAUAAACGUUGACCAACAUAGAUAAUGAGUUAUAUUGUUAUUCUAAUGAGCUUCACAGAAUCACAGCCAUCUUUCCUUCGAUAGUUUUUGCUCAGACGCUAUUCUUAUCAGUCUGAACUUCACUGUGGAGUAAAACAUUAAAGGAGCUCAUGGAGAUAAAUGCAGCCAAUUCAGUCUGAUUUAGCCACGAAAAGGUCAAUAUUUUGCUUCAAUAUGUUGUCUUCUCUUAUUAGAGCGCUUGAACUUGCCGUGAAACAUAAAACACAUGUAGACACCGUCAUUGCGUACCGAAAUAAACAUUUGAAUAGCUGUGGCAAGAAAGAAGACAACAAACGAUUUCUUCAAUUCGCUCAAGGCGUAAGUACUAUACGGACUUAUAAUCGUCAGUAAAUUGCUCUUCCACAGUUUCCCAGAUUUAUGCAUAGUACUGUAUACAUAUUCAUUGGAAGACUGGAGGAAAUCUGAUAUACAUGCAAAUGUCUAACAAGUAAUAAAGCAAAAAAGAUGAAAAUUUUGUUGUAAAGUUUUCUUGUUUUCUCGUCGCAACACAGUAUAAUUAUAUUUAUUUAGCAAAUCAGCAGUUUCAAAUAGUCAAUCGCAAUGGCGAAUAUGGUGAAGAAGUCAGUUCCAUAGUUUUGGUGCUGCAUAGUUUUGGACUAGCCGGGCUUACUGAUCGAAAGCUUUGCCAAACAAAACAACUAUAGUUAGUUCAACAAAGAAAUAUACGGGGAACUUUUCAAUUUGGCAGAUUUGUUUUACACAUGCUCACUAAGUCUAAAAUAAGAAAUUUUGUGUUUUAUGAACACGCCAUAAUAAUACGCCAUUUCACACUUCAUUCUUGAGAUAUUUAACAAUCUAUAUGAUAUUCAAAUUAUUCCUCACUAUGACGUCACAUUGCAUGACUUUCUGACACUUGAAUCAAUGUUAAGAAAUUUCACGUCGUAGUGCCUGAUAAUUUGCAUAACAAGCAUCGUUAAAUAUCUCAAGAAAGAAACAAGCUAAAAUAGUUUGGCCAUUUUAGUCAUUUUGAAUUUACUUUACAAUACAAUCAUUAAACUAUUAUGUGAGUUGCAUAAGCAUUUUAGUAAUGCAUUAAUGUUGUGUAUUCGAGUGAGGCCAAAAGCUACUGUCGAAACUAAAGCCUAACUUAGACAGCAAAUUUUAUUGUAAAAUCUAUAAAAAUAUAAAAAAGUGUCUUAAGUUAGCUUUCGUCGUCUACGACAUCAUCAGAGACAAUAUGAGUUCUUUAGAAAAAUAACUAUAAAUACUGUCUCCUGAAUUGCAAAAUAUUUAUAUGUGCACUGAUUAAAAUUUGCCGUCUAAAGUUAGGCUUUACUUUGGACAGUAGCUUUUGGCCUUAUUCGAAUACACAACAUUCAUAUAAUGCUACUGAAGGACAACUUUGUACGUUUAAUGCAUUAAUGUAUUGUAAACGUCUUUCAGGUUGAGAUAAACUGGGAGAACAUCAAUGCCAAAAUUGACAUGGAGAUGCAAAAAGAAGCUUCAAGACCAGGAGCAAAGCCGUACUUAACUUAAACAUCUCCAUCUGGGACCGGUUGUUCAAAGGCCAAAACCAGCUGUUCUGGUUUGCACCCUCUGCACGUCGGUUUGUUCUGUAACUUUAGAAACUAAAACUUGCUGGUCUUACAGUUUACCAAGGAUUAAGCUAACCGGCUUUCGAGCAACCGCUCCCUGGGAUAAACCACAGUCGUGCAUGCUUCAUGAAAUCAAGGGUGUUUCUUGUGAAGGCUCGAACAUACAUGAAGCCGCAAAUGUUAUUUGUGGUCAACCUUGCAGUGACAUGAACGUGUUCCAAUCCAACACCCUGGUUAUUUGUAGAUAUCUGGAAAUCCAUUAUUUAUUGUAUAAGAAUUCAAUGUAUAUACCAUAGAAAUAAUUACAUGUCACAGUUUUAACUAUUAACAGAGACAGUGAGGUCAGGAUUAUAACAAUUUCGUGCAGUUGCUUGGACUAAUAAUGGCUGGCCAGCUUUUCAAGAUUUACAUUAUCUGAUCACGUCUCACAUGAGCAAUACAGUAACUUUUGCUAAGUCUUAGCGAUCCAUCCAACCGAAAAGUUCUUGGUCUCUAAUGUUUUCCAGUUUUCUGCAUG